CACUUAACACAAAUUUUACUCAGCUGUGUUCUUUCUAGACUCGAGACAAAUACUCCAAAUUCAUCAGUUGGCGUUCCCAUUUUCUAUUUGGCUUCCACAGAGAGUAACCAAACACAAAAAACAGAAUUAACUAUCUCUGCAAUGCGUCCGCAGUUCAAUCCCGGAACGGCCAGACCUUUCUGGCAAAUGGGGUUCUCUAAGCGCCCCCGAAAAGUCUGCACGCGAAAUUAUUAUCCUAUGAGCACCAAGCCACCAAGUGAAGAAGUGGAGAAGAGCAUUUACACUGUUCUUACCCUGGACCGCUGGGGCUCACUCAAUCAUAUGAGGUAUAAAAUGGCUUCACUGAGGCCAGUUCAUGGGAAAUUGGCUUUGAAAUUCUUGAAUUGGUUUAUUAAACAACCUGGUUUGGAGUUCACUCAUAUUAUUCAUAUGUAUGGUAUCACGACCCACAUACUCGUUAGAGCUAGAAUGCAUGACUACGUUAAGUCAAUUUUGGGGCAUUUAUCUGACAUGGGUGUUGGGCCAAGUUCUGUCUUUGGUGCUCUUAUGGAUACAUAUCGUCUUUGCAGUUCAAACCCUUCUGUUUUUGAUCUCUUAAUUAGGGUUUAUGUGAGAAAAGGUACAAUUAAAGAUGCUCUUCAGAUAUUCAAUUUGAUGAGUUCUCGAGCAUUUAAACCGUCCAUUUACACUUGCAAUAUGCUCCUAGCAGCAAUGGGGAAGCAGCAAAAUCCUGAGUCCAUAUGGUCAUUUUUCAAAGAAAUGCUUGCUAAACGUAUUUGCCCAAAUGUUGGUACAUUCAAUAUACUUUUACAAGUUCUUUGUGCCAAAGGGAAGGUCCAGAGAGCAAAUUGUUUGCUUGCAAAGAUGGUAGAGAGUGGUUAUAACCCUGAUGUGGUUACUUAUAAUACUUUGCUUAAUUGGUAUUGCAAGAAGGGAAGGUAUAAAGCAGCUUUAGAACUGAUUGAUUGCAUGAAUUCUAAGGGUCUUGAAGCUGAUGUUUGUACAUACAAUAUGUUUAUAGAUGAUUUAUGCAGGAAGAAUCGGAGUGCUAAGGGAUAUUUAGUAUUGAGGAAGAUGAGGAAGAGAUUGAUUGUUCCAAAUCAUAUUACCUAUAAUACCCUUAUUAACGGGUUUGUGAAAGAGGGGAAGAUUGACGCUGCAAUGAAGAUUUUUCAUGAGAUGUUGAAUCUCAAUCUUUCACCAAAUUGUAUCACUUUCAAUGCUUUGAUUGAUGGGCAGUGUCGAGCAGGCAAUCUUAAAGAGGCUCAAGAAAUGCUGACUGAAAUGGAAAUAAGAGAUCUACGGCCCAAUGAAGUUAGUUAUGGGGCUCUCUUGAAUGGUUUCUGCAAGCAUGGCAUAUUGGAUUCUGCAAGAGAUAUCCUCAAGAAGAUGAAGCUGAGCGGAUUAUCUCUCAAUCAGCAUGCAUAUACAAUGUUAUUAGAAGGGAUAUGCAAAACGGGGUCGCUAGGAGAAGUUGUACCAUUACUUGAGGAUAUGUUUGAGAGUGGUAUAUGUCUUGAUGUUGUUGCAUAUUCGGUACUUUUAAAUGGAUUUUGUAAAGCUGGAAUGCUAAAUACAGCAAUGGAAAUAUUAUGUAGGAUGUACAAGUUUGGAGUUUUCCCAAAUGAUGUAGUAUACUCUACUUUGAUCUACAACUUUUGCAAACAACAGGAUGUCCUAAAAGCAAUGAGAGUCUAUGCAAUGAUGCACAAAACAGGCCAUAGUCCUGACGCUUUCAUUUGCAACUCACUGAUAUCUUCUCUUUGUAUAGGUGGAAGAGUAAGAGAGGCAGAGGAUUUCAUGAGUCACAUGCAUAAGAUUGGUCUUGUUCCCAAUUCUGCUGCGUUUACUUCUGUUAUUGAUUGCUAUGGAAAUGUAGGUGAAGGGUUAAAAGCAUUAUCCUGGUUUGACGAAAUGAUUAACUUGGGUAGACAGCCUAGCUUUUACACCUAUGCAAGCUUACUAAAGGGAAUAUGCAGAGGAGGAAACCUUACAGAGGCGCUUGGAUUAUUUGAUAGGCUCCGUGGAAUUUCCUGUGCGACAGAUGUUGUUGUCUACAACGUAUUGCUGGGUGAGAUCUGUAAGUCAGGCCACUUCCACAUGGCAUUAAUCCUUAUCGAAGAGAUGGUUCAGAUUAAUGUGCUCCCUGAUAGUCAUACCUACACCAGUCUCCUAGCUGGCUUGUGUGGGAAGGAUAAGUUGGUCACUGCAAUUCUUCUGUUGGAAAGAGCAUUGAGUAGAGGUGACCCCUCUUCAAACCGGGUCAUGUAUACAUGUAUUAUUGAUGGUCUUUUCAAGAGUGGUUUGCCUAAGGUUGCCAGUUACUUCUUUGAUGAGAUGACAUGGAAAGGUCUUAGCCCAGAUACUGUGGCACUGAAUGUGGUGAUGGAUGGUUACUCAAAACAUGGACAAAUUGAUAAGGUGAGUAGUAUCUUUUCUGCAAUGAGAGAAAGAAGUGAAAUGCCUUCCUUGGCUACAUAUAAUAUUCUAUUACGAGGCUAUUCGAGACAGAAGAACAUAUCUGAGUGUUCUAAGUUAUAUCAGUCACUUAGAGAAAAAGGUUUCACUCCAGAUAAAUUAACAUGCCAUUAUGUGACUCUUGGACUCUGUGAGUCGAGUCUGCUGGAUAUUGGGGUUAAAUUUAUGAUAAAGAUGAUCUUGAGGGGAAUAAUGGCAGAUAAAUUCACAUUCAACAUGAUUAUCAAUAAAUAUUGUGAAAGGGGUGAGAUGAAGAAGGCCCUUGAUCUUCUUUCUUUAAUGACUACCUUAGGUGUUUCUCCUGAUGGAGACACUUACAAUUCGAUAUUUAAGGGACUGAAAAGAACAUUGGACUUCCAAAAUUCACAUCAUUUCUUGCAUAAAAUGAUUGAAGAGGGUUUUGUCCCAGUUGACAGACAAUACUGCAAUUUAAUCACUAGUAUGUGUAAAGUUGGAGAUGUAAAAGGAGCAUUCAAACUAAAAGAUGAAAUGGAGUUAUUAGGUGUUAGCUCUCGUACUAUAGCUGAGGGUGCAAUUAUAAGGGGGCUUGUGCGUCGUGGGAAGAUGGAGGAAGCAAUGCUGGUACUUGAAUGUAUGCUACGGGUGCAUCUGCUUCCAACUGUUGCCACAUUCACAACUGUUAUGCAUGGACUUUGCAAAAGUUCUAAGUUUUGUGAGGCCUUAAAAUUGAAAACUACAAUGGAGCUUCAUGGUGCAAAGCCAGAUGUUAUUGCUUACAAUGUCCUCAUAACUGGCCUUUGUGCUGGUGGUUAUAUUGAUGAUGCAUAUGAUCUCUAUGAGGAGCUGAAACAGAGGGGUAUGUGUCCCAAUAUUACAACCUUCGCGGUUCUUCUCAAUGCAUUUUGGUCUGGGAAUGAUCUUGCAAAGGGUGAAAGUCUUCUAAAUGAUCUGCAAGAGAGAGGAUUGGCAGGUGAAUAUUCAAAUACCCAAGCAUUCUCUGAAAGAUUGACAAUCAUGAAGGAAAAGCUAAAUGCUUUAAGAAAGAAGAAAAAGAAAAGAAGAUAAGUAUAUUGCUAUAGAAAGAUAACAGUGGAAACAUUUAUCUAGCUUGCUGGAAAUGAUGUCUUCAUGGGGGUCUCAUGGGAUUAAACUGGCUUCAAUGGUUGAGACUUGAGAUCAGGUCUAUCUGAGACGCCUGUAACUGAAACUUUGGACACUUCUUCUAUUUGAAGUGUAUUUCUAUGUUCGGUGUCCUUUAAGAUAUCUGUCCAACAAGGUGGAUAUGAGGAUAUUGCAGCUCAUAAAGUGGUCAACUGUGUAUCUGACACUGAUCUGUCCGAAUAGCUUACGUGCUCUACAUUGAAGUGCAUUUCGUUAUCUAGCAAGACCACUAGAGUUGAAGUGUUGCAAAUCACAUUGAAGCUUGUUUCUUCAAUAUGUAGUGUUCCCUGGAAAAAUAUGAACAAAUCCUGCCUCAACCUAACUUUCUGAAGAAGAGAUAAGUCAGGAAUAGCUUUCAGAAAUCAAGUGCCUUGCUUCUAGGCGAUGGUGAUCAGGUAUUUGACAGUUAAUUGACCUGAUAUGUCUACUUGUGACAAGUUUUUUCUUGUCACUUCUUUCUCAACACCUCCCUCAAAAAUUAAAAGGCCGGAAUCAUAUGAAAUGAUGUGUAUGGAUCAUCAGGAAACCAUCUAUGGACUCAAAUUGCCUUUGGAGACUGCAUUCUCCAGAUUUUUUGAAACCAGUUUAUAACAUAUUUCCUCUUUAAGUUGGUCUUUUCUUCAUAUCCAAACAACGUUUUAAGAACUGUGAAUUUCCUCUGUUCUUAAGGGUUGUCACUCUGCUUUUACCUUGGACUGGGUGAAGUCUCGGAGUAUUAGAUGCUAGAAGUACUGAUCCUAAAGGUGAUCAUUUAUGUUCAUCAAUUCCAGCUUGUACUCCACUUGCUGGAACUCAGUAGCAGAUGACUUCUUCUCCAACAGUUUUCUGAGGCCUCAUCAUAUCCACAGACUCACAAUAAAGCAUCUCCCUGAUAUACGCUGUACCACAACAUCUUUAACAUGUGGACCUAAUAAAGAAGGCAGCCAGAGAUGAUGUUGUGGAUCAUCUACUUGCGGCCAGUAUCUGAAUCAACCAGAGGAGUCUGGCAGAGAGAUGGAAUUUGCAGCGCUCAAAUCAUUAGCUCCUUUUCUUUCUGUAGCAGAAGAUUGGCUUCUUGUUCCCAUGGCAGAGAAAAGAUGCAACUACUAGCUGAAUACGUAUCUAUAUUGCUAGUGAUGAUGGUGGAUGACAAUAUUGAUUAACAAUGGCUAUUGAUCCGUGGUAGUUGCUGGUGGACGAUAGUAGUAAAUGAUAGAAAUAGUGAAUGAUAAUGAUAAUUGGUGAUGUAUAAUCAUCGCUGAUGGUGGUAAUCAUUGGUGGUGAUUUAUGAUUAUAAUAGUGGUUGGUAGUGUUGAUUGUAAAUAGUGGCUAAUGAUGGUAACAACUUAAUGUGCUGAUAGCGAUUGUGGUGGUAGUUGAUAAUAGCGGUCAGCUUUGUUGGUUAGCACAUAGCAGUGAAAGUGGAAGUCUUCAUGGAUUGUCAUCUUUAUAGAAAUCUUUUAAUAGACAUCUUAAUAUUAAAUGAUAAAUUUUGUUA
Molecule: messenger RNA, 5077 nt
Organism: Solanum dulcamara
Lineage: Eukaryota; Viridiplantae; Streptophyta; Magnoliopsida; Solanales; Solanaceae
Product: pentatricopeptide repeat-containing protein At5g55840
Exons: 5
Coding region: 142-3504 (1120 amino acids)
Molecular function (GO): protein binding
Source: RefSeq, a predicted model, not a curated record